Kluyveromyces lactis is the source of this 1656-nucleotide messenger RNA. It is a transcript of the gene VPS17, whose product is annotated as retromer subunit VPS17. Gene Ontology annotation, cellular component: retromer complex; endosome; retromer, tubulation complex. Gene Ontology annotation, molecular function: phosphatidylinositol-3-phosphate binding. The transcript has a single exon. The record is from RefSeq and is a predicted model, not a curated record. Lineage: Eukaryota; Fungi; Ascomycota; Saccharomycetes; Saccharomycetales; Saccharomycetaceae. Bases 1 to 1656 code for a protein of 551 amino acids. Gene Ontology annotation, biological process: retrograde transport, endosome to Golgi; intracellular protein transport.
AUGACUUCAUCGGUACCAUAUGAUCCUUACGAUGAUAUGGACAACAAUCCUUUUGCAGAACCUGUAGAACCUCUUGCGGUUCCGGAAACGAUAAACAGCAUAACCAGGGGAGAUCAGGAACAACAGCCAGAUACAGAAAGGAACAACAAGGAACAUAGUAGCCACAAAGAUAAUGAUAGUGAGUCCACUAAUACAACUAAUCAACAAGAAAAUGGCAAUGACUCCGCCGUGAAUGACAUACCAAUUGAUGAACUUCUUCCUGAACGGAAAAACAACAAAUACAACCUCUUUGUACAAGUGACUGGGAUCGAGCGGGCUGGAUCAUUAACGAAUAAAAAGGAAAACCCAUCGAUCAAAUUCGACUGUACCACGAACUUACCCACAUUCCGUAAACCUAAACAUAAGAAAUUGAAAAAAACGUAUACCGAGUUCUAUAAGCUAUUCAAAUACUUGAAUGCAGCAAUCCCCGAAACGUUUGUACCAUCGCUACCAAACUCAUUCACGUCAUAUGGUAUAAAUAACGAAGAAGAUGCCAUAAAGACCGCCGCAAAUUUCCAGAGUUGGUUCAACAGAAUUACUUCGGACCCAUUGAUAAUUCGCAGCGAUGAAGUAGCGAUCUUUAUCGAAUCUGAUUUCAAUACAUAUACUCCCUUGAAGAAAGUAUCAUCAAUCUCUGGCCUUAAGAGGAAGACUUUAAAACAGUUGAGCCCACCCUAUGACGAGACAUUGGCACUUGCUGAAUUCAGGCCAUUGGUCAAAUCUAUCUACCAUACGACUCAAGAGAUCAAGGCAAAACUUUUGAAAAUGGCAACUGUGAGAAGACAACUAAGCCAAGAAGUGAAUCAAUUCGGUCAAGCGUUCCAACCACUAUCCCUAGAUAACUCAGAUUUAUAUCACAAGUUUGGCCGUGUGAUUACGGCAAUCGGUGACAUCGAGAGCAUUGUAGCCAACCUCGACAUGGCCACUUUAUUCGACCCACUUGAGAGCAUCGAGCAUGACUCGUACAUCAUCAAAGAAGCACUCACAAAUCGUCAUUUCGUGAUGCGUGAACUAUUACAAGCGCAACAGACUUCUAGACAAAGACAGGAGAAUGCCAGGAAAUUGAGAGCGAAAAGAGAUAUAAAUCCUUUGAAAGUGGAUGAAUCUAUAAGACAACUGAAAGAGUCUACGAAAAACGAACACGAUCUAACGAUCAAAUUGAAACGAAUCACUGCAAACAUGCUCAUUGAACGCGAAAGAUGGCUAGUGUACUUGCAGGAAACCUUGGCACAAGCUAUCAAGGAGUUCGUUUUGAGAAAGAUAGAGUACGACAGGAAAAAAUUAUCCUUACUGGAGCGUAUACGUCUCACUGUAAGAACCGCAGAUGGCAAAGGUGGGCUCUCACGACUUGGUAGAUCCUCCCUCCCGACCAUCUCAACACUCUCAUCUUCUCAAUCGUACUCUGGAGACAGUUGGACUGGCGACAAGACCAGAACUCCUCAUCUCAUUGGUGGGAUCGUCACUACAGAAUUUGACAAUGCAGUAUUCAACCCAAACAACUCACAUGGGGAAACAAACACUAGUCAACCACAAUCUUCCAGACAGUCAGAAAACAUCGAACAGGUGGGACUCUCUGCACGCCAGGCAGCAUCACUUCUAGGAGACGGCACUUUCUAG